AUUCUCACAAAUAACCUUAUAUAUUUCUCCCCUUUUAUUUUUUAUCAUCACACACUAACUACGCUUUUCUUUAUUUCUCUAUCGACAAUCUCUGCGUCACUUUUCUCUUGUGCCUCUCAAACCUCUUUCUCUCUAAAAUUGCAGCGACUGUAGUCUAUAAUCAUGCACGUUUGUAGUUUUUUAUCCUAUCAUUAAACACUAUGUAUUAUACAUAUAGUUGUAUGUAUGAAAGUAAAUUAAUAUUAAUGUAGCUAGGUAGGUGCUGAAAAAAGUUGUGUGGUACAGAAAUGGAUCGUAUAUAUGCAGUUAGAGAGAGAAAAGAGACUGCCGUAAGAAGAAAGGCAAGAAGACUAACAGUACUGUCACAAACUCUAUAUAUGUGUGGAGGGGCCAGCAGAUUAAUUUAAAAUUAAAUAAAUUAACAAACUCAAAUAAACCAAAAAGAUGCAAACAAAGCAUGUAGAAUUCAAAGGAAAAGCUAUCAUUUGAUACAAGGAUAAAAAGGGUUCCCCUCUCUCCACUCUCCUUCACCAUUCACCAAAAUCUCCACUACUUUAAUCUUUCAAAGCCUCUGGAAAUUAAAAAAGAAGAAGACGAAGAAGAAGAAGAAGAAGAUCCACCUUUACUCAUAAACAAAGCAGAUGCAGCAAGAAAACAGUGGCGAUGUAUACAUGGGCAUGGGCGGCGGCGACGGCGGAUCAGCUCUAACUUUCCCCGACGUUUCACAAAUCCUGCCGUGGGCGCUCCCGCCGGUCCACGCCUUCAACCCGGUCCAUUUCUCGACCCGCGACCACGACCCGUUUCUCCUCUCCGCCGCUGCGGCGCAGCCGCCCUACGGCGGCAUGUUCAACAGGAGGCCGUCGGCGGGCUACGAGUCGGAACAGCAGCUACGGCUGCUCUCGCAGUCGCUAGGGCAGGUGGUGCACCACCACGGCUCCGGCGCUCCCUUCGGGCUCCACGCGGAGUUGCAGAAGCUCUCCGCCCAAGAAAUCAUGGACGCCAAGGCGCUGGCCGCGUCCAAGAGCCACAGCGAAGCGGAGAGGCGGCGUAGAGAGAGAAUCAACAAUCACCUUGCUAAGCUAAGAAGCUUGCUCCCCAACACAACCAAAACGGACAAAGCUUCGUUGCUAGCCGAGGUAAUUCAGCACGUGAAGGAGCUGAAGCGCCAGACUUGUGUGAUUGCGGAGACGAAUCCGGUUCCCACAGAGAUGGACGAACUAACGGUGGAUAAUGCAAACGAUGAAGAGGGGAAAUGGGUGAUCAAAGCUUCGAUUUGCUGCGAGGAUCGCCCGGAUCUGUUGCCGGAGCUGAUCAAGACGCUCAAGGCCUUGAAGCUGAGGACGCUGAGGGCGGAGAUCACCACUCUCGGAGGGAGAGUGAGGAAUGUGCUCUUCAUCACCGGAGACGACGAAGAGGAAGAAGAGGAAGAAGAAGCAGCCAAUCACGACUGCAUAACAUCCAUUCACGAAGCGCUUAAAGCUGUGAUGGAGAGGACCAACGCCGAUGACGCGGCGGGGAGUGUCAAGAGGCAAAGGACCAAUCUCAAUAUUCUUGAUCACUACAGGUCGUUUUGAAGAGUUUGAUUCGAUAUUAUUAAUUACAGCUUGGUGCAUGCAUGCCUAGCUAGCUAGGUUUUUGUUGGGUUUGUUUUGUGUGGUUUUUUGUUUUAGGUAAUAAGUCUAAGUGUACAAAGUGGGGGAAAGAAAUCACUACCUAUUAUAGAAACCUCGGAUUUGGGAGAGGUUUCUUGCUUCAUUAUAUAUGGUGUGUGAUGUUUGAGGCUUCCACCUCUAUAUUAAUAUUGUGGUUGUUUAUUGUGAUGGAGUAGUGUAUAUAUGGUUUGAUUAUGUGAGGAUCACCAAAUUAAUGUAUCAAAAAGUGCAAGAUUUUUAGUUGCACUCGAUCGUUGUGGAAAAGACCACUAAUUUGAAUGAUACUUUCAUCUCAAUUAUUCAA
Salvia miltiorrhiza (redroot sage) is the source of this 1956-nucleotide messenger RNA. Its product is annotated as transcription factor bHLH30. Gene Ontology annotation, biological process: regulation of DNA-templated transcription. The coding region runs from base 642 to 1574 and encodes 310 amino acids. NCBI's taxonomy places the organism in Eukaryota, Viridiplantae, Streptophyta, Magnoliopsida, Lamiales, Lamiaceae. The transcript has 3 exons. Gene Ontology annotation, molecular function: protein dimerization activity; DNA-binding transcription factor activity. The record is from RefSeq and is a predicted model, not a curated record.